ACAUGAAAAUAAUCAAUGGCAAAGGGCAUAGCAGAUGACAACACGAGAAGAAUCGCCCCAAGGUCCAAUUUAACUUAUGUGUUGAAUGGCAAGCUUAAGCAUUUAAUUUCCUUAACUGCGAAGGAUCCCCAGGUAUACAUAUAUGGAGCAGCUUCCCUCUCUUCUCUAUCAUUCCAACUAUCAAGCAGAUUUCUCUUCAAGCCAUUGCCGUCUUUAGCCCAUAUCAACUGUGAAAGAAAGAAAGAAAUGGCUCUGAAAUUGACAAUUGAGCAAGAAUUUUCACAAUUAUCUGAAAGGGUGAAAUCUCUUGAUCUACAUCCAACACGACCAUGGAUUCUAACAAGCUUGUAUUCAGGAACUGUGUGUAUUUGGAACUACCAGACACAGACCAUGGAGAAGUCUUUUAAGGUCACAGAAUCACCAGUAAGGUCAGCAAAGUUUAUUGCAAGAAAGCAAUGGAUUGUAACUGGAUCGGAUGACAGAUUCAUCCGCGUAUACAAUUAUGAAACAACGGAGUUGGUCAAAGAGUUUGAGGCACACAGCGAUUACAUUAGGGGUGUGCUCGUCCACCCCACCUUGCCAUGUGUGCUCUCGUCUUCCGAUGACAUACUUAUAAAGAUGUGGAAUUGGGAGAAGGGAUGGGAGUGCGCUCAGACCUUUGAAGGACAUUCACAUUAUGUAAUGCAAGUCGUGUUCGAUCCAAAAGAUACCAGCAUCUUUGCAAGUGCAUCACUUGAUGCCACCGUGAAGAUUUGGAAUCUUAAUUCUCCUACUCCUGUUGCUACACUAAAUGGUCAUUCCAAAGGCGUAAAUUGUAUCGAUUUCUUCAUGCGUGGUGACAAACUUUAUCUAUUGACUGGUUCUGAUGAUUUUACUGCCAAGGUGUGGCACUACGAAACAAAAAGUUGUGUCCAUACACUAGAAGGUCAUACCCACAACAUCACUUCAUGCUGUGUUCAUCCACGGCUUCCCAUCAUAAUCACUACUUCCGAGGAUAAUACUAUCCGUCUAUGGGAUGCAACAACUUACCGACUCGAGAACACAUUGGAUUAUGGUCUUCAAAGAGUUUGGGCAGUUGGAUGCAAGCAAGAGUCAUGCCAAGUUGCAUUUGGUUGUGACAAUGGAACCACUAUGCUCAAAGUAGCUGUUGCAGACGCAGGGACAACACAGUGAAACCUCAAAUUCAUGAGAUGACGAGGACUAACGUAAUCGAUCUUCCACAACUGAUACUAUAUCGUGUUUUGAGGGAAUAAAAUCGUCGAUCUUCUGAGUGGAAGAGAAGAUCAGGAUAAUGUCAGCUGCUAUUAUAGUCUUUUCGCUUGCCCUCCUACAUUUCCCAUGAUAAUGGCUUGUACUGUACUGCAUAAUCUCCUAGCUAUCGUAAUAUAUAUGUUUGCCAAGACAAUAAAGUUUUAUUUCUAAA
This is a messenger RNA of Populus trichocarpa (black cottonwood), 1423 nucleotides long. Its product is annotated as coatomer subunit beta'-3. Gene Ontology annotation, biological process: intra-Golgi vesicle-mediated transport; endoplasmic reticulum to Golgi vesicle-mediated transport; intracellular protein transport. The transcript is spliced from 10 exons. Bases 16 to 1173 code for a protein of 385 amino acids. Lineage: Eukaryota; Viridiplantae; Streptophyta; Magnoliopsida; Malpighiales; Salicaceae. Gene Ontology annotation, molecular function: protein binding. Gene Ontology annotation, cellular component: COPI vesicle coat. The record is from RefSeq and is a predicted model, not a curated record.